Oryza sativa Japonica Group (Japanese rice) is the source of this 1235-nucleotide messenger RNA. RefSeq names its product protein ASPARTIC PROTEASE IN GUARD CELL 1. Gene Ontology annotation, biological process: proteolysis. Lineage: Eukaryota; Viridiplantae; Streptophyta; Magnoliopsida; Poales; Poaceae. Gene Ontology annotation, molecular function: aspartic-type endopeptidase activity. The record is from RefSeq and is a predicted model, not a curated record.
UCUCUGGGAAAAGGAUACCCCUUUUCCGAUAUAUCACCAACAAAACAUCAAGGCUAUCAACUAAAGCUGUACAGGUCGGAUGGGAUCGAGGGCUACAAACAUCCCUAUAUGUCAUAUCAGUUGGGCUUGGCACACCAGCCAAGACACAGAUCGUAGAGAUAGACACCGGGAGCUCCACAUCCUGGGUCUUCUGCGAGUGCGACGGCUGCCACACCAACCCCCGAACAUUUCUGCAGUCAAGGUCUACCACAUGUGCCAAGGUGUCCUGUGGCACUUCCAUGUGCUUGCUUGGAGGCAGUGAUCCCCACUGCCAAGAUUCAGAGAACUAUCCUGACUGCCCAUUCCGUGUUUCAUAUCAAGAUGGAUCGGCCUCCUAUGGCAUUCUGUACCAGGACACCCUGACAUUCUCUGAUGUUCAGAAGAUCCCCGGCUUCUCGUUCGGCUGCAACAUGGACAGCUUCGGCGCCAACGAAUUCGGCAAUGUGGAUGGGUUACUCGGGAUGGGUGCUGGCCCAAUGUCCGUGCUGAAGCAAAGCUCACCGACAUUCGACUGCUUCUCCUACUGCCUGCCGCUGCAGAAGAGCGAGAGGGGAUUCUUCAGCAAGACCACAGGCUAUUUCAGCUUGGGCAAAGUCGCAACAAGAACAGAUGUCAGGUACACGAAGAUGGUCGCACGCAAGAAAAACACAGAAUUGUUCUUCGUUGAUCUCACCGCGAUCUCUGUCGAUGGAGAGAGGCUCGGCUUGUCGCCGAGCGUCUUCAGUCGAAAGGGCGUCGUGUUCGACUCAGGUUCAGAGCUGUCCUACAUCCCAGACCGUGCGUUGUCCGUGCUGAGCCAGCGGAUUCGCGAGCUGCUGCUGAAACGCGGGGCGGCGGAGGAGGAGAGCGAGCGCAACUGCUACGACAUGAGGAGUGUUGAUGAGGGGGACAUGCCAGCCAUAUCCCUGCACUUCGAUGAUGGAGCUCGGUUCGAUCUCGGCAGCCAUGGCGUGUUCGUCGAGAGAUCGGUGCAGGAGCAGGACGUGUGGUGCCUGGCGUUUGCGCCGACUGAAUCUGUCUCCAUUAUAGGAAGCCUGAUGCAGACUUCCAAGGAGGUUGUGUAUGACUUGAAAAGGCAGCUGAUUGGCAUUGGACCAUCAGGAGCUUGUUAGUUAGUUAUUGGGUUGUGUGUGUGUAUAUAUAUAUAUAUAGAGUAGCUCUAUUGUACACCCCUCCCUUAGAAUAACUAUUCUACA